Molecule: messenger RNA, 1507 nt
Organism: Leucoraja erinaceus (little skate)
Lineage: Eukaryota; Metazoa; Chordata; Chondrichthyes; Rajiformes; Rajidae
Gene: rusf1
Product: RUS family member 1
Source: RefSeq, a predicted model, not a curated record
GAAGGAAAUAGGUGACGAUUCGGGCCGAAACCCUUCUUCAGACCCUGCUAAGGGAGGGGCGGGGAUAGCGCGCCGCCAAUAAGAAUGAGGGUGACGUGGAGGGGCGGGACCGCAAACGUGGAGCGGGAAGACACGGGCCCCACCAUGGCCGUGCCUGCGGCCCCUACCCUCUGCUCCGAGCGUUUCGGCUCCGGACCGCCCCGGCUCUACGUAGGGGUGGCUGGCGGGCGUCUGGUGGGACAGCACGAGGACACGGGCCGAAUGUCCAGCUCGCUGUCCAGCACCCUCUCUUCGGUGUUCCUUCCGCAAGGAUAUCCUGAUAGUGUUAGUGCCGACUAUUUACCCUAUCAACUGUGGGAUACGGUGCAGGCUUUUGCAAGCACCAUUACGGGAGCCUUGGCCACACAAGCGGUGCUGAAGGGCGUUGGGGUUGGUGAUGGAUCCGCCUCUGUGGCAGCUGCCUCACUAACAUGGAUGUUGAAAGAUGGCACUGGGAUGAUUGGACGCAUACUGUUUGCCUGGAUGAAAGGAACACACCUGGACCGUGAUGCCAAACAGUGGAGACUCUUUGCCGACCUUCUGAACGACAUCGCCAUUUUUAUUGAGAUCGUGGCUCCGUUCUUUCCAGCGAUUUUCACUCUGGUCGUCUGCAUCUCUUGCAUCUUUAAGGCAGUAGUUGGGGUGUCGGGCGGAGCAACACGAGCCGCACUCACCUCCCAUCAGGCCCGGAGAGACAACAUGGCUGACGUAUCAGCGAAGGACGGGAGUCAAGAGACGUUGGUGAACUUGGCCGGUCUCUGCACCGGUCUCCUGCUCACCCCCCUCGCUGCCGACAGCACCCUCCUCACCUACCUCCUCUUCUUCCUCUUCACCUCCCUCCAUCUCUACGCCAAUGUCCGGGCAGUGCGAUCCGUCGUCAUGGAGACUGUGAACCGGGGGAGACUUCGGAUACUCCUGGAGGACUUCCUGAGAGAGGGAACAGUUCCCUCUCCCCCCUCCGUCAACUCCCGUGAACCUCUCCUGCCCGUGCUGUGGGAGAGAGAGAGAUUGAUUCUGGGUGCCCCUCUUCACCGCGUUGUUGGCAGCACUUAUGAACUUAAAAAGGCCACAGAGAAUAAUACAAAGAAUUAUUUACUUGGAGUACAUAAAAAGAAGGGUGAGGUGUGUGUAUCGUUACGGGAGGGGGAUCGGGAAGCCUCGAUGUGUUACAAGCUGCGUUCCAUGCGGAAUUAUUGUUCCUGAUCCUGAACCGCGAUCUCUCCGAGUUUCCCAUGGAACAUCGUAAAUUAACAGACCUGCAGCGAAAUGCAAGAGCAGAGAUGAAUGAUCGACUCUGGGGGCUGGUGUCAGACACACACUCCGUGAUGGAUGAGCUUUGGACUCCUCUGCUCCGGGGAGUAUCCUCCAAUGGCUGGGACACACAGAGAGAACAACUGGGGAAGGAGGAGUGGAGGGGGCGCUGGGGACUGGUAAAGUGGGAGUGAUGGAGGGGGAGACAGAGAGGCAG